Molecule: messenger RNA, 1038 nt
Organism: Saccharomyces paradoxus
Lineage: Eukaryota; Fungi; Ascomycota; Saccharomycetes; Saccharomycetales; Saccharomycetaceae
Gene: TMA46
Product: translation machinery-associated protein TMA46
Exons: 1
Coding region: 1-1038 (345 amino acids)
Biological process (GO): cytoplasmic translation
Cellular component (GO): cytosol
Molecular function (GO): mRNA binding; metal ion binding
Source: RefSeq, a predicted model, not a curated record
AUGCCACCAAAGAAAGGAAAGCAGGCCCAGGUGGCUGGUAAGAAGAAGGAUAAUGUCGACAAGACGUUCGGUAUGAAGAACAAGAACCGUUCAACUAAAGUCCAAAGGUUCAUCAAGCAAGUGCAGUCGCAGUCCGAUCCCAAGAAAGAAGAGAUGAGGUUAAAGAAACUCGAGGAAAAAAAGCGCAGAGAAGCCGAAGAGGCUGAACGAAGAGCACUAUUCAACCCUGUAGCAGACCAAAGGGUUCGUGCAGGCGUGGACCCCAAGUCCAUGGUUUGUGCUCUGUUCAAACUGGGGAAUUGUAACAAAGGUGCCAAAUGUAAAUUCUCACACGAUUUGAACGUCGGCAGAAGAAUGGAAAAGAAAGAUUUAUAUCAAGAUACAAGAAGUGAAAAGGAAAAGGACACAAUGGAUAACUGGGAUGAGGAAAAGUUGAGAAAGGUUAUCUUGUCGAAGCACGGUAACCUAAAGACCACCACUGAUAAGGUAUGCAAAUACUUUGUCGAGGCUGUGGAAAACGGUAAAUACGGUUGGUUUUGGAUUUGCCCUAACGGAGGUGACAAAUGUAUGUACAGACACUCUCUACCAGAGGGCUUUGUACUGAAGACCAACGAACAGAAGAGGCUCGAGAGGGAGUCGCUGGAGAAGCAACCAAAAAUUACGCUAGAGGAGUUCAUUGAAACAGAAAGGGGCAAACUGGAUAAGACUAAGCUAACACCAAUAACAAUCGCUAACUUCGCCCAGUGGAAGAAGGACCACAUCAUCGCCAAGAUUAAUGCGGAAAAGAAGUUAACUAGUAAGAGGAAACCCACAGGUAGAGAAAUCAUCCUGAAGAUGAGCGCCGAGAACAAGUCAUUUGAAACGGAUUACACCGACCUGGCAGACGAUGUCACCCAAGGAUCCGCAUGGGAUCUCACUGAGUUUACGGAUGCCUUAAAAAAGGCUGACCACCAAGACGACGGCGGCAUCAAGGACUACGGUGACGGUAGCAACCCCACCUUCGACAUCAAAAAAGUCAGCUCUGCCACGCUCGCAUAG